Molecule: messenger RNA, 2177 nt
Organism: Selaginella moellendorffii
Lineage: Eukaryota; Viridiplantae; Streptophyta; Lycopodiopsida; Selaginellales; Selaginellaceae
Product: probable glutamate carboxypeptidase LAMP1
Exons: 11
Coding region: 15-2099 (694 amino acids)
Molecular function (GO): carboxypeptidase activity
Source: RefSeq, a predicted model, not a curated record
GCUCGAAGAAAGAGAUGUUUGGCACUCUCGCCACCCACAUUUUACUGCUGCUCGUCGCGAUCAUCGCGAUCAAUCUCUACCUAAGCUCGCUUCCGGCUUGGUUCUUCGUGACCCAAGUUAGCACUCGCUCCAUCGCCGCCUUCCUCCACAAUCUCACGCUCCACCCCCACGUCGCAGGGACGCCGCAGGGGUUUGCUACUGCCAAGUUCGUCGAGGAGAGAUUCCGCGAGUUUGGGCUCUCGACGCGCACGGUCGACUACGAGGUACUCGUCUCGUAUCCAUUGAAGCGAUCGUUGUCCGUGGUCUACCCAAGCAACUCGUCACUCAGCUUGGCUCUAGACGAAGAGACCGUGGAUGGCGAUGGCGAUUCCUCUGGAGUCAUUCCAACUUUCUUCGCUUACUCGCCGUCUGGGGAAGCUCUUGCCGAGGUGGUGUACGCAAACUACGGCCAAAAAUCCGAUUUUGACGAGCUCAAGAGCCUGGGAGUGGAGGUGAGAGGGAGCGUGGUGAUCGCCAGGCUUGGCAAGAGCUUUCGAGGGGAUAUCGUGUUUAACGCGCAGGAGGAAGGCGCGGUGGCCGUGGUUUUGUAUCCGGAUCCUCGAGACUACGCCACGAACGCUACCACUGAAGGCUACUAUCCAUUCUCGCGAUGGUUGCCUCCAAGUGGAGUCCAGAGAGGCUCCGUGAUCCAGGACCCCGGGGAUCCUCUCACGCCGGGGUGGCCGAGUAGCAAGCUUUCCGAGAGACUGGACGCUUCCAACUUGACAAGGCUGGGAGUUCCAGCGAUCCCGGCGCUGCCAAUCUCCGCUCGCGACGCUCUUCCAAUCAUCGAGGCGCUGGGAGGCCCUGUUGCUCCUGAUUCCUGGCAAGGAGGACUUGCGGUGGACGCGUAUCGAGCUGGGAAAGGACCUGUGAAACUUGAUCUUCGCUACGAGGCUAACCUGACCACUGCGACAAUUCGUAACGUUUUUGGAAUCAUAGAAGGCUCUGAGAAAGAUAGAUAUGUGCUUCUUUGGAAUCACCGAGACGCUUGGACGUAUGGAGCCGGCGAUCCAAACAGCGGAACUGCCUGCCUUUUGGAGAUAGCUCGCAUCUUUGGACAGUUUCUGAGAAAACCAGCGAGAACAAUCGUAUUUUGCAGCUGGGAUGCCGAAGAGUACAGCCUGACUGGUUCUACAGAGUGGGUCGAGGACAAUUUGGCCAUGCUUAAGGCUCGAGCGGUGGCUUAUUUAAACGUGGAUGAAGCAGUAACAGGCAGUUCUUUCUCAGCGUCUGCUACGCCUCAGCUUGACAACCUUUUAUUCGAAGUCACCAAAAUGGUGAAAGAUCCAGACUCAAAUGGAACCAUAUUUGACUCGUGGUGUGGAAAAUCAAACGAUUGUGUCGGGAGGCUGGGCGGUGGUAGCUCCGACUACGCUCCAUUCUUGCAGCACGCAGGAAUUCCCUCCACCAGCAUGACGUACGAAGAAAAAAACUCAGAUUUUCCCGUGUAUCAUUCACUCUAUGACAAUUACAACUGGAUGAAAAACUUUGGAGACCCUGAGUUUCAUCGCCAUGCAACAGUGGUGAAAGUCUGGGGACUGCUUGCGAGGCGCUUGGCCAUGGACACGAUCUUGCCUUUCAACUAUGUCUCGUAUGCAAACGUGUUCGAGGUCGCUGUAAAGGAUUUGGAGGCCAGGUUCCUGCUUAUUUCGGGUCAUCCAGUUAAUAUACUUAGCCUCAGCAAGUCACACGACGUAAAUUUCUUCCCACUUCAUUCUGCGGUGGAUCAACUUCGUGAACUUGCGUCCAAGAUCCCUUCUUUCACUGCGCCCAGAAGUAAAAAUGAUAUUUUGAUGCUUGGAGAGCGCUGUUUUCUAGAUGGCGAAGGCCUUCCAGGGAAGCCAUGGUUCAAACACUUGAUCUAUGGCCCAACUCAAACAAAUGUCUAUGGUACCUCGACAUUCCCUGCUAUUGCGGACGUUAUAUCGAAGAUGGCUGUGGGUGAGGACAAAGAAGAGCUUAAAGCUUUAAAACAAGACUUGCAACAUGAAAUAUGGAGAGCUUCGAGAGCUAUCCAGUGUGCCGCGAAUGUCAUAAAAGGUGAUAUAUUUUCCUAAAUGGUCCUGAGAGAAUCAUGGCAGUUGAACCGUGCGUUGCUCUCGGUAUUUAUCCUAUCCUUUCCACAUUGCAUUGAA